Molecule: messenger RNA, 1563 nt
Organism: Stereum hirsutum FP-91666 SS1
Lineage: Eukaryota; Fungi; Basidiomycota; Agaricomycetes; Russulales; Stereaceae
Product: cytochrome P450
Exons: 12
Coding region: 1-1563 (520 amino acids)
Molecular function (GO): oxidoreductase activity, acting on paired donors, with incorporation or reduction of molecular oxygen; monooxygenase activity; iron ion binding
Source: RefSeq, a predicted model, not a curated record
AUGGAGUCACGAUCGACUGUUUUAUUCUUCAUCCUAUCCAUCUGCAUUCUUCUAUAUGUGCGGGCUCUCCUUCGCCGAAGGCAAAACUUCUCCGGACUUCCCUACCAUCCAGGACCCAAACCUCGUCUUAUCAUAGGAAAUCUCCUUGAUCUACCGACGAAGGAGCCGUACAAGGAGUAUAGUAAAUGGUCUACAUUGUACGGCAGUGAUGUGGUGUCAUUUCACGUGCCUGGCUCACACACUGUCAUCGUCAACUCCGCAAAGGCGGCCAAAGCGCUGUUCGAGAAACGAUCUGCGAUAUACUCGGACCGAUCAUACUUCAAGAUGGUAUACCUCACUGGCUGGGAUUACAACUUCGGAUUCAUGCCCUACUCCAAUGCCUGGCGCGCUCAUCGUCGUGUCAUCCAUCAACAUUUCCGACCGGAAGCAAUAGGGAACUAUCAUUCUCUCUUAAUAUCUCGAAGCAAACGCCUCCUGCACGAUCUCCUCGAAGAACCGAAUAAUGCUGUCGAGCACCUAAAGCAUCACGCUGGAUCACUUCCUCUGAAGCUUGCCUACGAUCAUGAGGUGGACGCCACCGGAGAUCCUCUCAUCCACAAAGUCGAGGAGGCAAUGACUGUACUCGCUCAGAUUAUGAUUCCAGGCAAAUUCCUCGUGAAUUCUUUUCCAUGCUUGAGUCGCUUGCCGGAAUGGGUCCCCGGUAUCUCCGCGUUUAAACACUACGCCAGGCACUGUAAUAGUCUCAACGACGCCAUUAGAAACGAACUCUUCGAUAAGACGAAGAGAGAAAUGGCCACUGGGUCUCCUCCUUGCUCGCUUCUCGCAAAGGUUCUACACAAGAAUAGCCAAGGGGAUCUCGGCGAGUACGUGAUCAAGCGGACCUUUGCGACAAUCCAUAUUGCGGCGGCAGAUACAUCCAUGGCGACUCUCACCGGUGCCGCCGUCGCUCUUGUUCGCCAUCCCGAAGUCCAAACGCGUGCCCAAACUGAGAUCGAUCUCGUUGUUGGUAGAGAAAGGCUCCCAGAUUUCUCGGACAAGGACAACCUGCCGUACGUUUCCGCAAUCUGCAGGGAGGUUAUGCGCUGGAGACCAGUCACCCCGUUAGCUGUUAGUCACGCUUCCACGAAGGACGACGUGUACGCAGGGUAUUUCAUCCCCAAAGGUUCGACCGUCGUCGGAAAUGCUUGGGCUAUACUCCAUGACCCAGAUUUCUACCCGGAGCCUGAGCGCUUCAACCCAGAGAGAUUCAUGAAUGCUGAAGGUACACUCAACGAAGACGAGGUACUGGCGUCAUUUGGAUACGGUAGAAGGCGACCGCUAAACAGGAUAUGCCCGGGUCGAUACCUUGCGAACACCACCUUAUGGUUAAGUAUCGCUUCGAUUUUAUCUGUAUUUGACAUUAUCAAGUCGAAGGACGUGAAGGGAAACGAAGUCGAAGUGACGACAGAAUGGGUAGACAGCGGUAUUAGCCAUCCAAUGCCGUUCGAAUGCACUGUACGUCCACGGGAUGAGAAAGCAGUGGAGUUGAUAAGAGCAUUACAUGCGAACGAGUCCGUUGUGUGA